AUGGGAUGUUAAGACAGGAUAAUAAAAAGCGAAAUUAGAUGGUCAUUCAGAAUUCAGUAAUUCCAGUCAAUUUCUUUCCUGAUGGUACUACAUUAGCAUCGGGUAGUAAAGAUAACUCUAUCCGUUUAUGGGAAGUUUAGAUAGGAUUAUAAAAAAGCCAAAUUAGAUGGUCAUUCAUCAUAUGCAAAAUCAGUCAAUUUCUCUCCUGAUGGUACUACAUUAGCCUCUGGUAGUUUGGAUAACUCUAUUCGUUUAUGGGAUGUUAAGACAGGAUAAUAAAAAGCCUAAUUAGAUGGUCAUACAUAAUAAGUUUAUUCAGUCACUUUCUCAUCUGAUGGUACUACAUUAGCAUCUGGUAGUAAUGAUAACUCUAUCCGUUUAUGGGAUGUUAAGACAGGAUAAUAAAAAGCCAAAUUAGAAGGUCAUACAUAAUAAGUUGAAUCAGUCAAUUUCUCUCCUGAUUGUACUACGUUAGCAUCUGGUAGUUAUGAUAACUCUAUCCGUUUAUGGGAUAUUACGACAGGAUAAUAAAAUGCCAAAGUAGAUUGUCAUUCGCAUUAUAUUUAUUCAGUCAAUUUCUCUCCUGAUGGCACUACAUUAGCAUCUGGUAGUUAUGAUAAGUCUAUCCGUUUAUGGGAUGUUAAGACAGGAUAAUAAAAAGCCAAAUUAGAUGGUCUUUCUGAGGCAGUUAGAUCAGUCAAUUUCUCUCCUGAUGGUACGAUAUUAGCAUCUGGUAGUAAUGAUAGGUUUAUCCGUUUAUGGGAUGUUAAGACAGGAUAAUUAAAAGCCUAAUUAGAUGGUCAUACAUAAUAAGUUUAUUCAGUCACUUUCUCUUCUGAUGGUACAACAUUAGCAUCAGGUAGUUAUGAUAAGUCUAUCCGUUUAUGGGAUGUUGAGACAGGAUAAUAAAAAGCCAAAUUAGAUGGUCAUUCAAGGGAAGUUUAUUCAGUCGCUUUCUCUUCUGAUGGUACUACAUUAGCAUCUGGUAGUUAUGAUAAAUCUAUCCGUUUAUGGGAUGUUAAGAUAGGAUAAGAAAAAGCCAAAUUAGAUGGUCAUUCAAGGGAAGUUUAUUCAGUCAAUUUCUCUCCUGAUGGCACUACAUUAGCAUCUGGUAGUUUGGAUAACUCUAUCCGUUUAUGGGAUGUUAAGACAGGAUAAUAAAAAGCCUAAUUAGAUGGUCAUUUAAGUUAUGUUUAUUCAGUCAAUUUCUCUCCUGAUGGCACUACAUUAGCAUCUGGUAGUGCAGAUAAAUCUAUCCGUUUAUGGGAUGUUGAGACAGGAUAAUAAAUAGCAAAAUUAGAUGGUCAUUCGCAUUAUGUUUAUUCAGUCAAUUUCUCUCCUGAUGGUACUAGAUUAGCAUCUGGUAGUUUGGAUAACUCUAUCCGUUUAUGGGAUGUUACGAUAGGAUAAUAAAAAGCCAAAUUAGAUGGUCAUUCAAGUUGUGCUUAUUCAGUCAAUUUCUCUCCUGAUGGUACUACAUUAGCAUCUGGUAGUUUGGAUAACUCUAUCCGUUUAUGGGAUGUAAAAACAUCAAAGGAAAUACUCCAAUCAGAUAGUAGCUACAAAAAUCUGCUCGCACAGUUUAAAAUACCACUUCAGAAUAGCUCCUUAUUGCCAAAUGUUCAUCCUGAUCGUACAAUACUUAGAAUUUGUUAGAAUUCUUAGUUAGAAGCAUCAGGAACACUUAUCUUUUAAGGAUAAUUCAUAAAUCAUUAAGGCAUUGAUUUAAAACCUUUAUUAAAAUCUAAAGGAAGUUGCUUUUUACAAGAGUUAAAGCAAUAGUGACAUUGAAAUAUUCAUUAAGAACAUUACAAUUA
Paramecium tetraurelia is the source of this 1817-nucleotide messenger RNA. RefSeq lists its product as uncharacterized. Gene Ontology annotation, molecular function: protein binding. The record is from RefSeq and is a predicted model, not a curated record. Lineage: Eukaryota; Ciliophora; Oligohymenophorea; Peniculida; Parameciidae. The transcript has 2 exons.